AUGGCUACGCACGAAUACAUGGUCGUCGACGGUCUCCCGUUCCUGCGCUGGGUACGGAUACAAGCCCUCCAAGGAGUCGACUCGGCAGCUCGCCGCAUUCUGACUCGAUUUUUGCCUGUCAAUGGAUGGUCCUGGCGAUUGAGAGUUGAGACUGAAGUCGCCGACGACACAUCGGCUACCGCCGCCGCUCCGAUGACGGAUAUUCGCACAGAGCACGCUGAUGUUGCGGACUUUGGGCGGACGUGGACCCUUGUCGUCCCUUGGAGGCCCGACCCUCUUCGUCCUUCUGAAGCAUUUGGUGCCUUGAUACACUACGGCAUCCUCGCUCUUGUGUCCGAUGUCCCUCCAACGUCUGGUCUUGGCCCUGCUUUACACCAGUCGAAUGUCUCCAGCUCGAACACACCCGCACUGCCCUACGACUUCAAGGAGAGAGGAGACGUGCUUGACACCCACAACACCGCACACUAGGUACUGAGUGGUGAGUGCGAGAGAGGGCUGUUUUGGAAAUGGUGGUUCAUUUUUAUCAGCAC
Colletotrichum phormii is the source of this 530-nucleotide messenger RNA. RefSeq lists its product as uncharacterized. The transcript is spliced from 3 exons. The record is from RefSeq and is a predicted model, not a curated record. NCBI's taxonomy places the organism in Eukaryota, Fungi, Ascomycota, Sordariomycetes, Glomerellales, Glomerellaceae. The coding region runs from base 1 to 468 and encodes 155 amino acids.